Molecule: messenger RNA, 3229 nt
Organism: Sabethes cyaneus
Lineage: Eukaryota; Metazoa; Arthropoda; Insecta; Diptera; Culicidae
Product: ATP-binding cassette subfamily G member 4-like
Exons: 7
Coding region: 789-2927 (712 amino acids)
Cellular component (GO): plasma membrane
Molecular function (GO): ATP hydrolysis activity; ABC-type transporter activity; ATP binding
Source: RefSeq, a predicted model, not a curated record
UCGCGUACCACAGCAGCGUUCCGCUCAAGGAAGGCCCUAGUUUCGGUUUCGAACCGUCGUCGUCGGUCCUGCCCUGUGUGUGCAAAUGCAACAGCAGCAGCGGCUGCAUAAUAACGAACGCAGUCGUGUGUCGCUAGAGAGAUGCGCAAUUGUUACAAAAAUAAUAAUUAAAGUGUACUUUAUUUCAUUUGGCGCAUUGACUGAGUGACGUUUCCUCGACUAGCAUGUAGUGAAGAAAGUUCUAUGUUGCGACUGCCUGCAGCUCGAAGCUCUUAUCGGCUCUUUUGCACUGCGCGUAAUCUAGCUCAUCCAGUCGUCGAAGGUCGAUCAUCUCAACGGGCCUUACAGCUGUGACCUAGUUCAAGUUUAUACUCCUGUGCAUGUGGAAGAAAGAGCGAGAAAAGCCACCGCACCGUGUGUCGGUUCUCAACGCGUUUUGCGUGGUCUUUGAAUAGAAACUUAUCGAGAGUUCUUCUAUAGAGAAAUCAAGUUUCAAGUCCACGAAACGAAUAGCUGAUAGAUUCGCGUAAAAAGUGUUCAAUAACUAAUUGGUUUUGCUGCUGUUUGUUUUCGGUGCUGAUUAAACGUAAAUCAUUCUGCAUUGUGAGAAAAAAAACGAAGGGUUUAGUGUUAAACUCAAACCGGGAAAUGUAUUUUUAGAAUUCGUCGCCGUGACAGGCGGUGAGAAAUUUCCGUCGUUGAAAGACGCUGUUUUUUGCUAAACCGAGAGCACCGACCAAGUGAAAGUUCAAUAUCCUAAGUGGUUCGUCUGCAUUAAGUGUAUCAAGAUGACAGAAGCUUACGAGUUAAGUAGUACCAAUAGUAGCCCCGGCAGCAGCAACGGCAAUCAUAGGAACAAUCCGCUGUUGGAGGCUGAUGAGCUGGAGAAACAUCCUAAGAAAGUGGUAAACUUGCAUCUGCUAGAAGAGGGGACACUGAUGCAGAAACGUCCAAAUAGACUGGCUUUAGAACCAUUGAAGAUUCCCAUCGAGCCAAUCCGAUUCGAUCACAGUCCCAGCCUGGGUGGUGCCUCUACUGCAUCGUCACUAGCUGCGGCUAGACUGUUCAAACCGGUUACAAUUAGUUUCAAAGAUCUAUCGUAUUCAGUGCGAACCGGUAUUUUCCGAAAAGGCCGAGACAUUCUGAAGAAUAUCAAUGGAGAGUUUCAAGCUGGUGAACUCACCGCUAUUAUGGGACCUUCGGGAGCAGGAAAGAGCACUUUGCUUGACAUUCUGGCCGGCUAUACCGAAAGCGAAUUCACCGGAGAGAUUCUGGUCAACCGACAGCAGCGAGACCUGAAACGGUUCCGGCGGCAGUCCGCUUACAUCAUGCAGGAUCACAAUUUGCAGCCGCACCUGACCGUGCUGGAGGCGAUGCACUUUUCGGCCAAUCUCAAAAUCGGUGCCGAACUAAGCCCGGCUAGCAAAAAGAUUAGGAUGAAUGAGAUCCUUUGCGCCAUUGGACUGCAAGACCAUAAGAAAACUCGCACGGCAAAGCUUUCGGGUGGACAGAAGAAACGACUAGCGAUUGCACUGGAAAUUGUCAACAAUCCACCGGUCAUGUUCUUCGAUGAACCAACCAGCGGUUUGGACAUUUCCACCUCCAAAAAGUGCGUCGAAUUGCUGAAACAUUUAGCCCGGGAAGGUCGUACCAUCAUCUGCACCAUUCAUCAACCGUCAGCCCUGCUGCUGAAUAUGUUUGAUCAUUUAUUCACCAUGGCCGAGGGAGAGUGCAUCUUCACCGGAUCAACCGGAAACAUUGUGCCAUUCUUGAAGGAGUUGGACAUCAUCUGUCCAGAGCAUUACAGUCCAUCCGAUUUCUUACUUGAAAUUGCCACCCACGAUUACGGGCGGCAAAACGACAAACUAGUCGCCAGGACAGAAAACGGCAAAAGCGUAGCGUACCGGAAUCGUGAAUAUUUCACACCCUUUCUGAUGCCGAUCCUGGAAUCACCGAUUUCGGUGGAUCUUCCUUCGCUGCCGCCGAAGGAGGACACCCAUUCGCCGCUUGCCAAGCCAAAGAAACUAGCGAAAAAGCUGUCGUUUAAUCCGGAAAAGUGGUGCGGUCGGGAUGAAAUCUACACGACCAGCUUCUGUCGGCAGUUUUACCUGUUGCUCCUGAGGACGUUUCUCAUUCUGAGCCGCGACCGAUCGCUGAUGACGAUGCGGUUCAUCAUUCACUGUGCGAUCGCUCCACUGAUCGGAAUGCUGUACUUCGGAAUCGGAAACCAGGCGACGCACAUCUUCAACAACUUCAACUACGUUUUCUUCUCGAUCAUGUUUCUGAUGUUUACCGCGUUCAGCUCGAUGACCAUGGCAUUCCCGCUGGAACUGCCGAUCAUUACCCGGGAGCACUUCAACCGCUGGUAUUCGCUGCGGGCUUACUACAUAGCGAUGACAGUGGCCGACAUACCGAUACAGCUGCUGUGUACGGUAACCUACAUCGUCGUUACCUACUACAUGACCGGCCAACCACCGGAAGCCUUCCGGAUGGGUCUAUUCACCGUCAUCUGUCUGAUGGUGGCUUGGGUUGCCCAGGGACUCGGUCUUCUAGUAGCAUCGCUCUUCAACGUUAAGAACGGCGCCAUCUUCGGACCUUUCUUCAUCUGUCCUUUCUUGAUUUUCUCCGGAUUCUUCAUUCACCUGGACGACGCACAUCCGAUCAUGCACUGGCUGUUCCACGUAUCGUUCCUGAAGUACGCCCUGCAGGGAGCGACGGUUGCCAUCUUCGGCUACGAUCGGGACCGGCUGGAGUGCAACGACGAGGAAAUCUACUGCCAUUUUGUGCUGCCAAAGAAAUUUCUGAAGGAAAUCGACAUGCUCAGUGCGGACUUCGUCGAGGCUGUGAUUGCGUUGGUUGUGAUAUUUUUGGUCUUUCGAGUCAGUGCUUUCUACGUGAUGCGGUAUCGGUUGAAGAACAAAGUGUGAAGCUAGUUCAGGAGUCAGGAGCUAUCUUUGGCUAGGUUUAAGUAGUUUUUUUUUCAAAGAAACGCGAGUAGUUGUUAACUUUUUUUUGUAAGGGGUUUCUUUCCAAAAACGUUCGAUCAAAUGUGAAGCUUACAUUCCUUCCCCGAGAUAUCUAAGCUUCGAGGUAGUCGAAGCAAAAUAUUAGCUAGGAUGAAAAAAAUCGAUUACAAUAGGUCAGACGCAGCGAGGUAGCCAAAACUGAUUAAAUGUGAUUAAAAUAUGGUAUAAUUAUAAUAAAAUAAUAGAAAUCCGAAUAAAACUAU